AUGUCUGAUUUGCUGUCAAAGAUCUUGAAAUUGGUCGACUCCAACAAUGGCGUGAUUCAAAACACUUUGCAAGCGCCCGAGCUUUCGAGCAUAGACUCCAACACAUUGCAUUCGGCAUUAUCAUCGCUAUGGUCCAAGGAAAUGGUCAAUUUCUCCAAGAUCGAGCAGGAUCAAUGGGUAUUGACCAAAGAGGCCGAGCAGUACUUGGAGGCUGGCGCCACACCCGAAGUACAAGUUGCCGAUGAAGUGUUGAAGGCUUUGGGAGGGUUGACGAUUUCCCAGUUGAAGGACAAGUUGGGGCCCGUGGGGAUUGUGGGCCAGGGCAAAGCUUUCAAGAACAAAUGGUUGAGCAAAGAUGGAGACAAAUUAGUUGCCCAAGUGAAGGAGUUGCCGGCGGACACCGUGUUGGACGAGCUUAAACUCAUCAAGCAAAAUAAAACACUAGAGGAUAAAAAGGAAUUGGCCGAGUUGAAAAAGAGGAAAUUAAUCAACUUGACCAAGAUUGUCGGUUACAAGAUUGAAAAGGGACCGAAAUUUGCCUUGGAGAUUGUCAAUCUUGAAACCGACAUCACCUCCGACAUGAUCAUGAAUCAAUCGUGGAAAACAGCACAAUUCAAGCCAUACAACUUCAACUCUGAAGGUGUUUAUCCGCAAUCGGGAGCAUUGCAUCCAUUGAACAAAGUGCGCGAGGAAUUUAGACAGAUUUUCUUUUCAAUGGGCUUCACCGAAAUGCCAUCCAACCAGUACGUUGAAUCUGGAUUUUGGAAUUUCGACGCCUUGUUUGUGCCUCAACAACAUCCGGCAAGAGAUUUGCAGGAUACUUUCUACUUGAAAGAUCCAGUUAAGGCCAAGGAGCCCGAGGAUAAACAAUACUGGAACAAUGUCAAAGUGGUGCACCAAGAGGGCAAGUACGGCUCCAUCGGCUACAGGUACCCUUGGAGUGCCGACGAAUCGUUGAGAAUGGUUUUGAGGACCCAUACAACCGCGAUAUCGUCAGCGUUGCUUUUCCAAUUAGCCAAGGACCCCAAACCCACUCGAUUAUUCUCUAUUGAUCGAGUUUUUAGAAACGAAGCUGUCGACGCCACCCACUUGGCUGAAUUCCACCAAGUUGAAGGUGUCAUUGCCGGGUACGACAUCACCUUGGGUGACUUGAUUGGCUUUAUGGACGACUUUUUUGGCAAGAUGGGAGUUGACAAUUUAAGAUUCAAAGCGGCUUACAACCCAUACACCGAGCCUUCGUUGGAAAUCUUUGCCUACCACAAGGGAUUAAAGAAAUGGGUUGAGAUUGGAAACUCUGGUAUGUUUAGACCCGAGAUGUUGGAAACCAUGGGACUUCCUUCCAACUUGCGUGUUUUAGGAUGGGGGCUUUCAUUGGAGAGACCAACAAUGAUCAAGUACGGUGUUUCCAACAUCAGAGAGUUAUUGGGCCACAAGGUCUCCUUGGACUUUAUUGAAUCGAACCCAGCAGCCAGAUUGGAUGAGUUGUUGUAG
Lodderomyces beijingensis is the source of this 1491-nucleotide messenger RNA. Lineage: Eukaryota; Fungi; Ascomycota; Pichiomycetes; Serinales; Debaryomycetaceae. The record is from the annotation of a GenBank genome assembly.